Messenger RNA from Carya illinoinensis, 1890 nucleotides. RefSeq lists its product as uncharacterized. NCBI's taxonomy places the organism in Eukaryota, Viridiplantae, Streptophyta, Magnoliopsida, Fagales, Juglandaceae. Gene Ontology annotation, molecular function: zinc ion binding; nucleic acid binding. The coding region runs from base 1 to 1890 and encodes 629 amino acids. The transcript is spliced from 4 exons. The record is from RefSeq and is a predicted model, not a curated record.
AUGGUUGCAUUGUCAUGGGAGAGGUUCAAGGAAGAGUUUGACAACAGAUUCUUUCCAGACUCUGUCAAACAACAGAAGGCCCAGGAGUUCGCGUCCUUAACACAAGGUAGUUUGACUGUGGAGCAGUAUGCCGCUAAGUUCAUGGCAUUAGGAAGGUUUGCACCCCACUUGAUUUCAACUCAAAAGAUGCAAGCACAAAAGUUUCAAGCAGGACUUCUGCCAAGAAUCCAAAGUCAAGUAGCUUGCCUCAGAAUAGAGAAUUACCAAGAGUUGGUAAAUGUAGUGGCGAUAGCAGAGGCUGAGCAGAAGGAAUUGGCAAUCCAGAAUCUUACCGAUCGAAAGAGGGCCAUGCCAUUUGCUGCCAGUAGUAGUGCUGAGAAAAGGAGGUCUUUUUCUAGUCCAGAGAAAGGUAAGGGAAUAAUGACAGGAGGACAGAAGCCGUCCUUUUAUUCACCAUGCUCUAAGUGUAGUAAGCGUCAUCCUGGAAAAUGUCAUAAGGGAUAUGGAGUCUGUUAUCGAUGCGGGAAACCUGAACAUAUGAUUAGAGAUUGUCCCAACACCAUGCAAGGCAGUGGAGCUGGUGAUCGCAAGCCAAGGCCCCACAUCCCGGCACGCGUGUAUGCAGUAACACCAGGAAGGGUUAAUUUGUUUAGGUUUUCGGCUUGUGCACUAUUCGAUUCAGGUGCGUUGCAGUCCUUUGUGUCUGCAGCGUUUGCACGAAUUUGUAGUUUACAGACUGAGCUUUUACCACGACGGAUUGUAGUAUUAAUUCCCGACGGGAAUACAGUAUCUUGUACCUGUUUAGUUAAGGAUUGUCCGUUAGAGUUAGAAGGAAGGACACUGAAGGCUAACUUGUUAGUAUUCGGUCAGAUGGAAUUCAACCUGAUUUUGGGGAUGGACUGGCUUUUCAAGCACUACGCUAAGAUAGACUGUCAGAAACGAGAGGUUGUGUUUGAACCUCCAACUGAAGACAGGAUGAGUUACGCAGGAACAUCAGUUAAGGCCACCCCACCUUUGAUCUCGGCGUUGCAAGCUAGGAAGUGUAUCGAUGAUGGAGCCUCAGCGUUUUUAUUGAUAACUGUAGAGGAGACAACCAAAACUAUAGGAAUCCAAGGGAUACCUGUGGUUGAAGACUUUCCUGAAGUUUUUGUUGAUGAGUUACCUGGUUUACCACCGGAUAGAGAAGUAGAAUUCCAAAUAGAGUUGGAGCCGGCAACAACUCCGACUCACAAGGCGCCAUAUCAUAUGGCCCCUACCGAAUUGAAGGAGCUCAAGCUACAAUUGGAGGAACUUUUGGAGAAGGGUUUUAUUCGCCCCAGUUCUUCGCCGUGGGGAGCACCUGUAAUCGAUGAUUUGUUGGAUCAAUUACAAGGAGCAGCAGUAUUUUCAAAGAUUGACCUGAGAUCCAGGUAUCAUCAGUUAAAAGUCAAGGAUCAGGAUGUGCUGAAAACUGCCUUUAGGACAAGUGAUGCAUCUAAGGCAGGACUCAGAUGUGUGCUAAUGCAAGAAGGGAAAGUUGUUGCUUAUACUUCACGACAACUGAAGGAUCACGAGCAGAAUUAUCCUACUCAUGAUUUGGAAUUAGCUGCAGUUGUUUGUGCUCUUAAGAUUUGGAGACAUUAUUUGUAUGGCAAGAAGUAUGAAGUCUUCACGGAUCACAAAAACCUAAAGUACCUAUUUGAGCAGAAGAAUCUUAAUAUGAGGCAAAGAAGAUGGCUGGAAUUAAUUAGCGACUAUCAAUGUGAUAUCAAGUAUCGUCCUGGAAAGGCCAACGUGGUAGCUGAUGCUUUAAGCCGCAAGAGCAGACAAGAAGCUUCAUCAGUUCCUUCAUCAGAAGUAAAUUCCCUCUUAUGUAGUAUGAGAAAACUGUUGAUUAGAGACCGUAGUUAG